CUGUGAUUGGCCAGCGGGUCUGCGCGGUGUGCUGUGAUUGGCUAAUGGGCUCGGCGAUGCUCCCGCCUUCCCUCCCUCCCCGAGCGACAGGCCCCGGCUGCGCCCGGCCGGAGUUUGGAGGAGGGUCGGGACCGGCUCUGUGGGGAGGCGGACGGGAUCUCUCCUGUGGGUGACUGAAACUCCCUGCUGUCUGGCCACUCCUCCCUCAUGCCGCUUGGACUAGGCCGCCGGAAGAAGGCCCCUCCGCUGGUGGAGAAUGAGGAGGCUGAACCCAUUCGUGGCAGCUUGGGUGGGGUGGAGGUGGGCAGUGGUGGCAGUGUGGCAGCCCUGCAGCCCGGCCUGCCACCGCCUCCUGCCAGCCUCCGCCCUCGACUGGUGUUCCACACUCAGCUGGCCCAUGGCAGCCCCACUGGCAGGAUCGAGGGCUUCACCAAUGUCAAGGAGCUGUACAGCAAAAUUGCAGAGGCUUUCAAGAUCCCACCAGCUGAGGUGAUGUUCUGCACCUUAAACACCCACAAAGUGGACAUGGACAAGCUGUUGGGUGGCCAGAUCGGUCUGGAGGACUUCAUCUUUGCACACACGAAGGGCCAGAGGAAGGAGGUGGAGGUCUUCAAGUCCGAGGAGGCCCUGGGCCUGACCAUCACUGACAAUGGAGCCGGCUAUGCGUUCAUUAAGAGGAUCAAGGAAGGGAGCGUCAUAGAUCGGAUCCAGGUCAUCAAUGUGGGCGACAUGAUCGAGUCCAUCAACGGACAGAGCCUCGUCGGCUGCCGGCACUACGAGGUUGCCAAGAUGCUCAAGGACCUGCCCAAAGGCCGCACCUUCACGCUGAAGCUUACAGAGCCCCGGAAGGCAUUCGAUAUGAUCAGCCAGCGGGCUGCAGGGGGCAAGCACAACAGUAGCUCCCAGCUGGGCACUGGCAGAGGGACCCUGCGGCUGCGGGCCAAGGGGCCUGCCACCGUGGAGGAGCAGCUGUCUGCGUUUGAGGAGAGGGCCAUUGAGAAGGUGGACGAUCUGCUGGAGAGCUACAUGGGCAUCCGCGACACAGAGCUAGCUGCCACCAUGGUAGAGCUGGGGAAGGACAAGCAGAACCCCGACGAGUUCGCUGAGGCGCUGGAUGAGCGGCUGGGUGACUUUGCCUUCCCCGACGAGUUCGUCUUUGACGUGUGGGGCGCCAUCGGGGAUGCCAAGGUUGGGCGCUACUAGGACUCUGCUGUGCCCACACUGGAUCUGCUGUGCCCUUGGGCUGGGCGAGGGAGUGCUGGGCCGCUGCCUUCAUGUGGACCAGGGGGUAGGGGAUACACCACGGGCCCGGCUCCAGCACCGCUCUGGCAAACACUCCAGCUCUGGCUCCUCACCCCUCCCCUCCACCCGGGGCUGUGUGUGCACCUCACUGUAGGCAGCCCUUCCUGGGGCCGUGCGGGAGUCGGGCUCAAAGCCUCACUCUUCUCCUCUCCUCCCCUCCCCCCCCCCAGUGCUAGUGUUGGCAGAGGGGACAGCUGCUGGGCGUUAGGGAGCAAGAAGCUGAGCCAUUGUGUGCCCCUGGGGAAGGCUGCAGGGAUGGACAGGCCCUUGGGGGUGCUCCCUCCCUGGUCCUGGGGGGCAGCAGGGGAGUGAGGGGGCCCCUUUUCUCUUCUGGGUGCUGGUCAGGAGAUGGACAGGAUUCCCAGCUCCUGCACUGCUCCCUGGGGUGGAGCAGGGUGUGUGUCCUGGCAGGUGCAGGGCCUGGCACCCCUAUCCCCUCUUCAGUCAGCAGGGUAACCUGGCCACUGCCAGGGAGUCCCUUGGCGCAGCAUCCCGCCGGGGCAAUAACCCCGGUGCCUUUAAACUAACCCAGCUGCCUGUGUUCCAUGUGUGGGUGUUUGCGAGCAGAGUGCCGCCCCCCGCCCGCCCCCCACCUAUAUGGUACACCCACCCCACUGCCUGUCAGCACUGAUCUAACCACUAACGGGAGCGAGGCUGCUCCGGGCAGGCUGCGGAUGGCAGAGUGCCCGCACCAGCCUGCCCACUCCUCCCCGAGGGCAUUCUCAGCUCACUCCAGCUCCCUGCCCUGCUGCUCUGUUGGUACUGUGCUGCCCUAUCCCUUCACGUGCUUUAAUCCUUCCUCCUCCCCAGGCUGGCGGGGGCAGGCAGCAUGGGGGGGCUGCGGACCGGCUCCUCGGGUGGUUCUGCAGCCCCGAGCAAGGUUGAGAUCCCUAGUUCCCCUCAAAGGCAGUGUGAGACUGGGAGCUGCUGUUAACUUGAGGGGGGGUGGCUAGCUCCCAUCCCCUCCUCCUGCUCCCCUGUUACCCUCCCUGCCCCACUCAGGGGAAAGGAAUCAACAGCCUGCAGUGCCCCCUGCUGGCAGAGACCUGGCUGGGGUAGCUGGGAGCUCCCGCCCCCUCUGGCAGAAGCUGUCUGGUGUGUUCAGGCUCUGUCCCAGCUGAGCCCCAUCACCCUGAGACCCACUCCUCUGUUUACCUGCUGCCGGAAAGGCUUCUUUGUGGGGCAGUGGGGCCAUGCCCCACCUACCAUAGUAGAAUAGCCCCAGGAUCGGUCCUGCUUCUUGGGACUGCUCCCCCCCCCUUUAGGGAGGGUGGGCUGGGGGGAAGGUCCCCCCUCCAGCUACAGCCCCACCUGGUGCAGCAGCAUUCUUCGGGAGCCGCUCAGGAAUGACUGGGCAUCUCUUGUCAUGCAUCUGUUCCUGAGGCUGGAGCCCUGCGCUCCCCUAGCUGUAUGGUUCACAUCCCACAUUCAAAGCAGCUGGUCUCUGCUGGCUUGCGGGCAGCGGGUGAGUGUGACGGGGCGUGUCCCUUAGCUCUCAGACAGCCAGGCAGCGCCCACCCCCUACUGCUGCCCCUGGAGCAUCGCUGCCCUGGGGGGUGGUCAGAGGGUUAAAUCCACCUGCUAAAAACCACACUGAGCAAUCAGGCCAGGCAACAGCCCUGUGCCAGUCAGGGGCCUGUUCUAUUCACAGCCCCCCAGCCCACCUUUCCUUCCCACGCAUCUACCCUCCUCUCCAUUCUCGGGGGGGGGGGGGGGGGAGAGUUUGAAUUGUCUCCCCACCGGAGCAGGUGCACCAGACCCUUCAGGUUGUAUACACCACUGGGUCUUGUGGUGGGUUUCCCAGCUGAUCUAGGCUCGCUCCUCUGGCUCAGCCAGGGUCCCUUGCCUGCUUCAUGCUGCUCUGACUUCCUGUGUAAAGAGAUUAUCCCUGCCCCCCUAUUCGGGGAUGCCCUCCUCCCUCUUUCCCUCCAUGGCUCCAGCAUUGGCCCUAGUGUCCCAUCUGUAACCUAGGCAGGUGGGUUAAUGAUCUCUCCUAGCGUUUACACUCUGUGAUGAUUAAUUGCCCCCGGAGCCCAUUGUGGGGUUUCGCUCACCACUCUGAGCCUGUCAUAACACUGUCCUUCCCAAUCCCCUCCGCAGUGCCCCAUGUGUGGAUGCGCCUAACACGUCCCUCUCACACCUUACUCUGAGUGAAUCCCCCACUGCACCCAUUGGGGUGGGGUGAGCUGACACACACAAUGCUGAAUGGCUGGGGUCCCCUUGGGCUGGCUUGGAGUUUUUCAAGAUCCUUCUCUAAAAGAAGCCCCACGGUUGAGUGGCUGGAUCAGGACUCCUGGAUUCUAUCUCUGGCUCUGGGAGGUGGGGGGGCCCCUACGGAUUAGACCAGGGGCGUUUGAGCCCAGGACUCCUGGUUCUGUUCUCAGCCCUGCCUCCACUUCUCACCCUUGGGCAUGUCCCUCCUCUCUCUGUCUUGUCUUAUCCAUUCACUCUGGAUCGGACUGACCUACCUCGCAGGGCGGGUGUGAGGACACGCAAUGUUUGUAAAACUCUACGUGCUGCAAUAUUUAUAUCCCGUCCUGCCCCGUUCCCGGGCUGCAGGCUGGGAGCCCCAGAAUUGCUCCCUGCCCCCCAGCUUCUUCAGUCACUCUCCAGCCCUCAGGCACCUACUGUAUCCAUGACACUAAGCCCAGCACUGGUGCUUGGGCCUGGGCCCCGGCUCAGAGGGGAGUGGGCAAAGCACGGGACUUGGAGAGGGUGGUUCCAUUGCAAGGGGCUCCAGGCCCCCAGGGUGGGGAGUGACCCCCUGCUGAGCAGGACAUGGUCAGGGUCUGGAGUCCCAGAGAGCAAGGCCCCUGUCCCCCCACUCAUGCUGUGAUGGAAGUGAGCUGUGACCCCUCUGCUGAACCCCAGUCCCUUGGGAGCUGCUGACAAGGGGCAGACCCCCCCUCCUCCCAGGGCCUAUUUUUGUAUUUUACCUGUAAAGCAUCUUUAACAUAAAAAUAUAUCGACUCUA
Molecule: messenger RNA, 4276 nt
Organism: Chelonia mydas (Green sea turtle)
Lineage: Eukaryota; Metazoa; Chordata; Testudines; Cheloniidae
Gene: GIPC1
Product: GIPC PDZ domain containing family member 1
Exons: 7
Coding region: 208-1203 (331 amino acids)
Molecular function (GO): protein binding
Source: RefSeq, a predicted model, not a curated record